Molecule: messenger RNA, 474 nt
Organism: Colletotrichum truncatum
Lineage: Eukaryota; Fungi; Ascomycota; Sordariomycetes; Glomerellales; Glomerellaceae
Source: RefSeq, a predicted model, not a curated record
AUGAGCAGCUCAAUGUCUACCGAGUCUGCGUCUGUGUCGCAGCAACCGGAAGUUCUUGGGAGAAGUCGGGAGGGGAUGAUUGCUGAAUCACUAAAAAACGGCGAAGACGUCCAAAAGCAGUUUCCGUCAGUCGAUUUCAAAGGAGCAGUCGUUGAACCUACGGUGAACCUCAUGUUUGACAUACAGAAGUACGUGGAUGAAGCAAAACAGCGAAGAUACAACACUCUCAUGGCUGAGAUGCUCAAAAACACUGCCGACCCCGCAUUUGCCGAGAGGCUUUUGUGGGAGGCGAGAGAGUGCCUCAUCGGUUACCCCGAUGUCCUGUCGCAAUUUGACGCUAUUUUUAUCACUAAAAGACCCAUUCCUGUCAUGAUCAGUGACUUGCACGAAGUUCUGAGGACAAAGAAGGAGACAGUGAGGAGGAUGAGCUUGCAAAAUCAAGAACAGGGAAACAGUACAGAGGCUAAAUCAUGA